Thyridium curvatum is the source of this 195-nucleotide messenger RNA. RefSeq lists its product as uncharacterized. Bases 1 to 195 code for a protein of 64 amino acids. The record is from RefSeq and is a predicted model, not a curated record. Lineage: Eukaryota; Fungi; Ascomycota; Sordariomycetes; Thyridiales; Thyridiaceae. The transcript has 3 exons.
AUGCCUCCCAAGAGAGUACUCGUCGAGACCUCGUCGCGGUCGCGCGGUGGCUCUAAGGGAGUCUUCCGCCAGACCUACGACACCCUGACCUCGGCCGAGAACGCCCCCGUCGUCCGCAGCAUUGCUGUCUUUGGCGUCGGUGUCGCCAUCCUCGCCAGCUCCUGGGCCGAGUACCUGCUGCCUCCGAUGAACUAA